This is a messenger RNA of Prionailurus viverrinus (fishing cat), 3129 nucleotides long. RefSeq names its product olfactomedin like 1 (gene OLFML1). Lineage: Eukaryota; Metazoa; Chordata; Mammalia; Carnivora; Felidae. Gene Ontology annotation, biological process: signal transduction. The record is from RefSeq and is a predicted model, not a curated record. The coding region runs from base 481 to 1686 and encodes 401 amino acids. The transcript has 3 exons.
GAAGUUGGGGGUGGUUUGUUUUGUGUUGGGUCAGGCCUGUGAUUGGACUGCAGAAUCUGCUAGGGAGGAGGAAAGCAGAAGUAAAAUGCAAGGAGCCAAGGAGAGGAGGAGGGCUGCCCUCCCCACCCUUACCCCCACCCCAGUGCACACUCACCCAGGCCUGCAAGAGGGUGCAGCCACUAGCCUGGAGAGGAUCAGUGUGUGUGAAGGGUGAUAAUAACAGAUGGACCCAAGGAACUCUCUACCCCACAUCGACCUGCAAGGCCUCCAGGGGCCGGCUUGCCAACAGCUGGACUUGAUCACUGGCUUGCAAAGUGAGAUCACGCAUCUGGUGGAAUAACAAGCAGGCUUUGCUCUCUGGCUGUUUGUGGAGGAUUUUCACAGCAGUGGCUAGAAAGUGGGAGACUGCUACCUGGACCCUUGAGUUUUCUUGGAGAAGCACAGCACAGGAGAUUCCACCCUUGGGUGAUUCGCAGGACAAUGAUGGCCCUUCAGCAAGCAUCUGCUUUCCUGGUUCUGUUCCUUGCGGCUCUCCUGCUCCCUCCACAGUGUGCCCAGGACCCGGCCAUGGUGCACUACAUCUACCAGCGCUUUCAAGUCUUGGAGCAAGGACUGGAAAAAUGUACCCAAGCAACGAGGGCAUACAUUCACGACUUCCAAGAGUUCUCAAAAAACCUAUCCGUUAUGCUGGGAAGAUGUCAGACCUCCACCAGUGAAUAUAGGAGUGCAGUGGCUAACCUGGCCCUGAGAGUCGAACGUGCCCAGCGCGAGAUAGACUACCUGGAGUACCUGCGGGAAGCUGACAUAUGCCUGGAAUCAGAGGACAAGACCCUGGCAGAAAAGCUCAUCCAAGAGGCCGAAGAAGAGAAAAGGAUCCGGACUCUGCUGAAUGCAAGCUGUGACAACAUGUUGAUGGGCAUAAAGUCUCUGAAAAUAGUGAAGAAGACUAUGGAUACACAUGGCUCUUGGAUGAAAGAUGCUGCCAGCAGUUCCCAAAAGGUUUAUUUCCUAAUCGGAUCCAGAAACAAAACUCUGUGGGAAUUUGCAAACAUGCGGGCAUUCAUGGAGGAUAGCACCAAGCCAGCCCCACGGAAGCUCAUCCUAACGCAUUCCUGGCAGGGAACAGGCCAAGUGAUCCACAAAGGUUUUCUGUUUUUUCACAACCAAGGGACUCUCAAUGAGAUAAUCAAAUAUAAUCUGCAGAAGAGGACUGUGGAAGAUCGAAUGCUGCUCCCGGGAGGGGCAGGCCGAGCGCUGGUCUACCAGCACUCCCCGUCAACGUACAUUGACCUGGCUGUGGAUGAGCAUGGGCUCUGGGCCAUCCACGCAGGGCCAGGCAUCUCUGGCCAUUUGGUUCUCACAAAAAUUGAACCUGGCACACUGGGAGUGGAACACUCAUGGGACACCCCAUGCAGAAGCCAGGAUGCCGAAGCCGCAUUCCUUUUGUGUGGGGUUCUCUAUGUGGUCUAUAGUUCUGGUGGCCAUGGCCCCCAUCGUGUCACCUGUGUCUAUGAUCCACUGGGCACUAUCGGUGAGGAGGAUCUGCCCAAACUGUUCUUCCCCAGGAGGCCGAGAAGUCAUUCCGUGAUCCAUUACAACCCCAGAGAUAAGCAGCUCUAUGCCUGGAAUGAUGGAAACCAGAUCAUUUACAAACUCCAGACAAAGAGAAAGCAACCUCUGGAGUAAUGCGUUACAGCAAGGAGGAAAGGCACUGUGGCUGUGGACACUGCUCUCCAGGACAUUGAGGCCACAGCCCCUUUAUACUAUCGUGUCCCUCUGAUCACAGACAGGCACAGGGUGUAGAAGCAGGCUUGCAUAUGCAUCCUUCCCCGGAUGUUAUGGCCUGAGGUGUUUUCCAAGACCUUAGAUGAGAGUCUGUCGUUCAGACAUUUUCUACUUCCAUCACCCGUCCAAACCUCCGGGCUCUCUAGGCCUUCCACAUUCUGAUCCAGCUUACGUCCAUCCUUUUCUUUGUUCCCCUCAGCCAGCAAUUAGAAAUGAAGGCCACUGCCUAGUACUCCUGGCUUCCUUCCUGGCCUUUCCUGAAGCUCUUUCCUCUUUCAUAAAUACCUGUCGGUAUUCUUCCAUCUGUCAGUGCCCCACUAAAGUACAAUCUUUUCCUGAUGUUGAAUCUCCACUUCCCCUAGCUCUGCCCCGCCACCAAGCUAAGUAGAUAAAAUAGUGAAGCAAAACCAUUCACAUGUGAAUACCACUUGCUGGUUACAAAGUGUUUGCACCUAGGUACGUCGUUUAAUCCCCAUCCCAUGUCUUCUUCUGAGACAUACAGAAGUCUUUAUAAUUGCCAGCUUAGAGAUGAGAAAAGUUGAGGUGAGCCAAAGUAACACAGCCACAAAAUGAAAAUAGGGCGAGAAGAUACUGCAAAUCCCAUAGUCUUUCCAUUGCCCAAGGAAGCAUCGAAUAUGUGUGUUUGUUCACCCAACCUUUUGUAAGCAAUAUGUUCAUCAUUUCAUCCUAAAAAUAAUGGUCUGCCCCCUUUGGCCAUUUUUCAUGUCUGCACAAGACAUUCCUAUAAGCCCUUCAAAAGCUACUUCCCCCAGAAAACCAGCCUAAGGGUGAGGACCCCCGCUGUAGCCUCAUCUUGUUUUGCCUUCCCCUGUGUCUCUUUUCUUGCUAGAAACACAAUAAAACUGACACGAAGCAAAUAACCCUCAUCAGGUUAUAUUUGCCUACGUGCCCUCAGCGUACAAACUCUCAGGAAGUGCUGUCUGUGCUGGGAUUCCCUGUGAAGCUCCCCAGCACACUGAGGCCCUUGGUAAAGAUUCUGGAAUCUGGAUGGAAGCCAGGUAGCAGGCAAGCGGUUCCCUCUCACAGCAGGCAUGCCAAGUGGCACAGGUGACAGAGGGCAGCUGUGCCUGUCCAGAGGGGCUUCUUCAAAUCUUUCCCACGCGUUUGUCCAAUUCAGCCUAGUGUGGGUCACAAGCUCAGGCUGUGGUGCCGGUCUGUGUCAUGUGCUGAGGCCUCUGUCUUUCCAGGUUGGUCACAUGAGAGGGUUGGCUUUGUGUGCCUGCAGCUGUUUUGCCAACUCUGCCAAGCUCAGGGCGGGACUGUAGGCAAUGAAGAGACGUUCCCCCCCGCCCCCCAUAGCAUCUAAGUAGAUCUCUGGCAGAA